Molecule: messenger RNA, 2438 nt
Organism: Diceros bicornis minor
Lineage: Eukaryota; Metazoa; Chordata; Mammalia; Perissodactyla; Rhinocerotidae
Gene: SPATA21
Product: spermatogenesis associated 21
Exons: 13
Molecular function (GO): calcium ion binding
Source: RefSeq, a predicted model, not a curated record
AUGGGGGCCACUGAAACAGUGACCAACCCAGGGAAAUGACACUAUCCUCUAGGUGGAGGAGGUCAGACAGUCCCUUGCCUUAUUCUCAAACUCCAACCGCAUGGCUGGACAUUCCCGAAAUGCAUUCCUAAACCUCUGCUGCCGAGAAUAAUUGGACCCACUGUCUACUCCCAAGUUAACGGCGUUACUUACCAAACGAAUUCAAUUCAACCCAACAGGCAGAGCAUAGGCUCAGAGAGAGCCCAUCCCAUGUGUGAGGAGGCAAGCAGAGGGGCAGAAUCUUGCUGUGAUUCAUCCAGCUGCCUUCUGGUCGUGUUUCCAGAUGCUGCAGGGAUGGACAGUGGGAAGCAGCCCUCAUCAGCUCCAGGAGGGCCAGAGAAGGGGCCCGGACACAGAGAAGCAUCUGAGGAGGGGCCUCCGGAGCCCAGGACCCAGGAGCAAAGGCAUCUGACAGGACCAGGAAAGAAGCAAUCAUCUUGGGCCCCCCAGGAAGGGCCCGAGGAGCUGCAAGCAGGCCAGGACCAGGCCAAGCCAGGAAGUGAGCCGGGGGCGCUGGCUUCCGGGGUCCCUGCAGCACAUGCAGGGCUGAAGCAGCAGGGCUCCGGGAAGGAGACUGAGGACGAGCUGGGGAGACAGCAGAACCCAGGCACCGUGGAGGAUCAGGCCCCUGAGAGCUGCCAGCGGGGCCCAGAGUGUCAGCCCACCCCAGCUCACCGCGCAGCAGUUGAGUCAGACAUAGUGAAGCCAGCAGAGCCCUGUUGCACUUUGGACAGCUGUGGACAGCACCUGGGAGAUGAGCCCCCCGUGGAGGCAGGCCCUCCACACACUGGGGCUCUGCCAGAGUCCAGCCCAGGGGGAUAUGAUGACAGUUCCCAGGAGGCAAUGCCCCUAAUGCCCACAGCAACUCUGGAGGAAAAGAUGGCUGACUCCUUCCCAACAUCCAUGCCAGCACCUAACACACCCAAAGAAGGGGAUGAGGUUGUGGAGACCCAGCCAGCACUGGGACCUGAUCCUCCACCAGAGGUGAGGAACACUGGGGAGAGGAGUGCGCUGGACCAUGUGCAGAAACAGCCUCAGGAGCCCACGGUGGCCACAGGGGUGCAGCACCUUGGGAACCUCCAGCAGGGCUUCAUGAAGUGCUUGCUGGAUGUGGAGGAGGAGGAGGCCAUGCAUCGGAGGGCCACCAAGGCCCGGGCCCUGCCAAACUGGAAGUCCCCCUGGACCCCAACCCCUGUGCCCAAUGCAGCCCCAAGCCUGCCUCUGACCCUGCCUCAGACCUUUGCCUCAGCCCCUGCCAUGGCCCCAUCCUGGGCCCAGCCGCCAGCCGCUGGGCCGGUCCCUGCCCCCCUGGGAGCCCCGGUCUUGGCCUCAGUGCCUGUCUCAGUCCUGCCAGCUCCCACCCCAGACGUGGGCUGGAGAAGGACAGAAUUCUUGCACCAGAGCGGCCGGAGGAGCCUGACCUACGCCAAGGCGCGGCAGGAGCCGGAAGGGUGCUGCUCCCUAAAGCUGUAUCAGAGCUGGGAGGAGAGGUCCGAGGAGCAUCUCACCCCAAAACAAGAGGAAGCCUUCCGCAGGUACUUUGAGAUCCUCAGUGGCCAUGGCGAGGUGGACGCACGGAGCCUGGAGAACGUCUUGCUCCUCGUGGGCAUCUCCCUGAUGCCGGCCCAGGUGGAGGAUGCUCUGAUGAGUGCUGACAUCGAUGGAGAUGGGCGUGUGGGCUUCAAAGACUUCUUGGCCGUGAUGACAGACACCAAGCGUUUCUUGUGCUCUGUGGAACAGAACGCCCUGACGGACAUGGCUCCCCCGAACCCUCACACUCUGCUCUUUGAGAUCCUGUCCCUGCUGGUGGAGAUGCUAGCCUUACCCGAGGCAGCCUUAGAGGAGAUCACCAACUAUUACCAGAAGAAGCUGAAGGAAGGCACCUGUAAGGCCCGAGAGAUGGAAUCGGCCAUAGGCCGGCUGCAGUCCCGAAAGAAGCUUCCCUACAACCUCCAGCAGGCAGAUACCUUGAAAGUCCCAGAACGAAGGGUCCUCAGGAUGCUGAGCCGACUGAAGCAACAGGACUACGCUGCCAACCUGCAGAGACCCUAUGCCCAGGUGCCUUACAUCCCGCUCUGCCUGCGACUGGACAAGAGAAUAGUCCGCCGGAAGCAGGGCAGCCACUACGUGCUGGACCACCGCACCCCCACCAGCCUGGGCCCUGACAUCCAUAGCCUCUUCUUCCAGUCAGGAUCUCAAGGAAAUAGGGAACACAGUUCUGACAGCCGAAAGUGGCUCAGCUCUGUGCUGGCUCGAACCCACUGACUGAGGAGUCCUGACUCCGGGCAGCCGUUCAAGGCCUGUGGACCUCUGCUGGAUUUUGCUUUUGUGGCCUGGCAAGCCAAUAAACACCAAGAACCUCAGCCUCUGCAUCGUGCCAGGGAAGGGCCCCAGGUUUU